AGACGGCCUAGAACUAAACAUAACGUCUUGUUUCUACGUUGUAUUUCAAGUUAUUAUUUCAUGAAUGCAUUGAGAUCUCACUCAGUUACAAAACCACAUACGAUCUGCGGAUGCCAGUAUAAGAAGUCUGUAAGGAAACAAAAUUUAAUUGAUGAACGUAUUUUAAGAACUAGACGGCGAAAAAAACAAACAGAUUCUCAAAGCUUGCGUUGCCUCAGACCCAUUUUGCCAUCACAUCCGGGGAAAAGACGCGUAACGUCAGCACGACCGGAAGAAGAGGAAGACGGUAGAAACACCGAAAAACGGAGCGUGUACGCGGAGUCGCUCCUAAAAAUAAAGCGCUCGGAGAGGGUUCUGGCCAGCGGGCGACGCUCGUAUACAAAAUAGCAGCAGCCAGCUAGUGGAUAUCCGAUACAGAUAACAACAGCAAAUGUCGGCGUGUUUGUUUUAUGCGUUGGUUAAGUUGUGCGUCUUGGCUUUAAUCGGAUCGCAAACUAGCCGAUCUAAUUUAAUUGCGGUGUGGACGCGCCGCUAAAGCAGUCAGUUACUGCUGAAAUAUGGUAGCAAGGUUUUGACAGCUGGAAAAGAUAUUUAGACCUAGGGGAAGCCUUGCGGUCGAGGGGAGGGGGGCGCUGGACGAAGUUUCCAGGCUGUAAACUCAGUGCCUUAAGAGACUUCGAGGUGUCGCGGAGCGACUUACGGUAAUUUCGCUUGAAUGUCAGCGAAGACAUAUGUAUGAGGCCGACCAUUGAGAUCAAAUUAUUUUAUGAAGUAAAUGACAAAACGUAGUUGAUAGUGGCGAUCGGAAAAUAGUUUUUUUAGAGAGUGGGCCAACCUCGACGGGGGUUGCUGUUGAGCUCUGACCCUAAUCUCUGAAAUUAAUUAUCCGCAGUAAACAGACAUCUAGAUAUCUGCUUGUAUUGGGAUUUAAUUUUAGUAUUUCGUAAGGGGGAGUUUGGAACAAUUUAAGUCACUUCGUCAGCCUGUUGAUAUUACGCGCUGCGAUGCCCCUGCUGUUCUUGGAGAGGUUCCCGUGGCCCAGUUUGAGGACCUAUACGGGCAUAAGCACCGUUUUGUUGGCUGGGAGUAUCCUCAGCGUGUAUAGGACCGUGACCGAGCCGGGUUUCGACACUUCCGAGGCCAGCGACCCUAACUUUAUCCCAGAUGAGGAGCGCGAUCGCCGCCUCCAUGACCCUGAGACCGGGGUUGCUUCAAAGGUGUUUUGGCACCUCGUUUACGACAGCUGCUUCAUUUGGGUGCUGGUAAACACAGCUUGUUGCCUCCUGAUGCUGAUCGCAAAGAUGAUCCAGUGCUUGGUGUUUGGGCCCCUGAGAGUUAGUGAAAAACAGCACCUGAAGGACAAAUUCUGGAACUUCAUCUUCUACAAGUUCAUCUUUAUUUUCGGCGUUCUGAACGUGCAGACUGUGAACGAGGUGGUCGUUUGGUUCCUGUGGUUUGCCGCUUUGGUCUUCCUGCACCUCAUGGUCCAGCUUUGCAAAGACCGCUUUGAAUAUCUGUCCUUCUCCCCCACCACUCCCAUGCACAGCCACGCACGCGUGCUCUCCCUGCUGGUAGUCAUGCUGCUGUGUGGUUGCGGACUGGCCUUGCUGUGCGUGCUGGUGCAGCCCCUGCUGGUGCAGAACGGGCUGGCGCAGCCCUCGCAGGGAAUGCACACCAUGUCCUUCAUGGCUGCUGAGUGCUUGCUGGUCAUCGUGCGCACCGCCCAUGUUAUUAUGAGGUACUCCUUCCACCUGUGGGACCUGAACCAUGAGGGAACGUGGGAGGCCAAAGGAACCUAUGUGUACUACACAGACUUCAUCAUGGAGCUGACGCUCCUGUCCCUGGACUUGAUGCACCAUAUCCACAUGCUGCUCUUUGGCAACAUCUGGCUCUCCAUGGCCAGCCUGGUGAUCUUCAUGCAGCUCCGCUACCUCUUCCAUGAAGUCCAGCGGCGUAUCCGGCGCCACAAGAACUACCUGCGUGUUAUUGACAACAUGGAGUCCAGGUUUGCAGUGGCCACACCUGAAGAACUAGCUACCAACAAUGAUGACUGCGCCAUUUGCUGGGACUCCAUGCAAACGGCUCGCAAACUGCCGUGUGGUCACCUCUUUCACAACUCCUGCCUGCGCUCCUGGCUGGAACAGGACAUCUCAUGUCCCACCUGCCGCAUGUCCCUGAACAUCAGUGAGGGCAGCAGAGCUCGCGAUGACCAGCAGAGGGAAGCCCUGGAUGACAACAUAGGUCCUGCCCCUGGACCAGAGGCACGUCCUCAUCUCAACCAUCACAACCAUUUCUUCCACUUUGAUGGUUCACGCAUCGCUAGUUGGCUGCCCAGUUUUUCUGUGGAGGUCAUGCACACCACCAACCUCAUGGGGAUGGUGCAGGCCAACAACUCCCAGCUAAAUGCCAUGGCCCAUCAGAUCCAGGAGAUGUUCCCUCAGGUUCCGUACCACCUGGUGCUGCAGGAUCUGCAGGUGACGCGCUCUGUGGAGAUCACGACUGAUAACAUCCUGGAGGGACGCAUCCAGGUGCCGUUCCCAACACAGGCUAGUGAGCGCACACCCCUUCAGGCUGGUCCUGGACCAUUCCCCUCGUCUACCCUGGAGGAGCAGGCCGGAGCCACCGGGGGCGAGGAGGCUGCGCCCGGCGAAGCAGAGGACCCGGAGGUCCAGGGUAGUCGCUUCUCCAAGUCGGCAGAAGAGAGACAGAGGAUGCUGCUGCAGAGGAAGGAGGCCCUUGUGCAGCAGGCACGCAGACGUUAUCUCAGCAAGACCCCUGAGGAAGACUACGAUGAAGACAGCCUUCCCUCCUUGGAGGAAGAUGACGGCCCCAGCCCGGACGCCAUGACACAGCGGCGAAGGAUGCUGGCUGCAGCAGCUGAGCGUCGGAUGCAGCAGCAGCAGGAGCAGCAGUGAGCAGCAGUGAGCAGCAGUGAGCAGCAGUGAGCUGGGUCUCUCCGCAGUCUCCCCCAAAUCCAGCAGCUCUCUCCUUUCACCAACCAUCCCAGGGCCCCCUGAGCUUCAUCCUGGAAGCCUGGAAGGAAGAAAAACUGCUCUUCUGUCUUGACAUUGUGAUUAAUAAAACACAGGCGCAAGACUGCAUUACGGGCAUAGUGUGGCACUGCUUUGCUGUGCUGUUUUAAGUUGCCUUAGUGAGAAAAGGACCCUCUAUAGGGUACCUGACAACGUCUUAGAUACUAAAGCUUUAACCAUGCUCAUUUCACAAGUGUGUCGGGGUUUCGUAAUCAACCAAACCUCCUCAACCCACUUCAGUUAUGAGCUGUGACGUGAUGACACAUUUCACCCACACUUUCCUAUGGGAAAAUUCUGACAUGAGGAAGCUUUCUGUGUGUGGUGGAGUCAGACUGUUGUGCACCUACAGUCAUUUCUGUUAUGCUUUUGUUGUGUCGUGUUAACAGGGCAAGAUUCAUCUGUGCAAGACAUUCAUGUUUAAUGUUUUUAUCAUAAGGUGUGAAGGUAAUGCCAGACCUGCCUCUCUUUUUUAUUUUAUUUUAUUUAAAAUUUUCACUUUUAAUUAAGAAUACUGGGCUGGUGUUAAGUGCUAUGAAAGUGAAAUUUAAUUUCUCAUAAAAAAACCAUAGGGGUGAGUCUUAUUAAAGUUUUACAUCUGUUUUUUAUGAGGGUAAGUUACAGUGCAGAUCGUUUAACUUCUGUAAAGUGUGCAAAAAUUACCCUUAAUGUCAAUUUAGUAUGCAAGAGAUUUUUAGGAAAUAAACGGUUCCAGUACUGACUGCAGAGAGUGGACUUGGUGUCUGCAUAGCGCAGGGGUUUCCGACCUUGUUGACAGUGAGAGCUACUACAAAGAAAAUAACCUGUUGAGUUGCUCAUUCUUGGCGCCUGGGGUGGGGAGAGGGUCUUCCCCACUGGCCUAGAGGGUACAGUAUUGCUCCAGGCUUACAGGAGGGCAGUUUGAGAUCAGAUUUGUAUUGUCUUCUGCUUGUCGUUACUCAUGUUUUAGUUCACUGAUGGCAGUAGUCUUUGUUUUACAUUAUUACAGCGUAGCUGCGUGUUGCAGUGCUGUGCAUCCAGUGAGGGUGUUGCAGCAGUCUUAAAAUCUUUUAAAUCUGCCUGGAUUAAAUUUACGUCAUUUCCCCCUCAGGCAAAUCAGUUCUGAGAUCCGCUUGAUUCUGCAAGAAUGCAAAGUUGGUGAAUUGUGUUCUGUAUCAAGCCGGUUACUGAUCAGUAUCUAAAAUGUUCAGUCAGUCAGUCCAGAAACAUAUAUGUCGAGGCUACAGCUGCUGGUUAGUGCUUUUAAGAUUUACAUUGAAAGUAAAAUUUAAUUCAGUUCACACUACACGGAGCAGUAUUUUCAGUCCUCACUCACUCACUUUUUACUCUUGAUUUAAUGAAUUAGCGGAACUCGAGUAUUAGAGAGUACCAUAAAUGAUAUGUGAAAGGAAGGACAUCCAUUAGUAUUUCUUGUUAAUCCAUAUCACUUUUAUCAUAUUUGAUCAUUUUGUCUUGGAUAAAUCUACCUGCAACAGGUUUUACACAGUAUUUUUUAAAAAUCUGACCUGUUGUAACAAUUGUUUGUUCAUUUUAUGUAGCGUAAGUUACCUCAUGCUGCAAGGUGUUGCGUAUGGAUACAGUUUUAUUGACUAGAAAACGGAUGCCGUGUAAUAAAAUGGAGUUUUCGAGCAUGUAGCAUAUUAGAUUCAAAUCUUCUGCGUCCUGUGAUACUGGGGUUUUUGUGUAAAAUUAUCUUUUUGAUUGUUGAGCCCAGUAAAUGUGCUUUCAUUAUGUUAGGUAUGCCUAGUGGAGUCUUUUAUGAAGUAACCCUUAUGGGUAAUAAGUUUAAGGCCCUUUCAUUCUUUCUUUCUUUUAUAAUGCUCAAGGGGCUUUGGAAUGUAAUUUUGAGGCAGCACUAACACUAUCAGGGAAUUGACGUUGUUUGGCUCUGCUCUCAGUGCUCCUGGCUCUUAGGACAGUAAACGAAGAGCUGUGAUUUACUUUGUCUCCAUCUUCUCCAGAUCUGACCACUCGUUGUGGACCCAGAAAGGAAAGGCAAACUCUUCUAUAGCAUAUUUACUUUCCAAAGAGCAUUUAGUUCAGUAACCUCUGAAUUUUAAAACUGCUAGUUCUUUGUAACUUAAUCUGUAUAUAUAAAAGCAUUACUCAUGGCUGUUCUUAAACAGGUCAUGAUUCCUUUGCAUUUAGUUUGCACAAUCAGAUCUAGGAAAGAUUUUUCUAGAAAUUGCUACUGAUGUUAUCAUAGUUUGUUGGGCCCAUGAAAUAUACUCAAUGAUUAUUUAGAUUUCUUUGUAUACAAUGGGGAUUUAUGCCUAAAUUAAAGCAUGGGUUAGUGAAUGACAUUUUGUAAAUAUUUUUUAAAUAAUUAAUGUAAAGUUGACCUGGUAAGAAAUAAAAAGCAUAACUGCUAUUAACAAAACGAA
Molecule: messenger RNA, 5413 nt
Organism: Paramormyrops kingsleyae
Lineage: Eukaryota; Metazoa; Chordata; Actinopteri; Osteoglossiformes; Mormyridae
Gene: amfrb
Product: autocrine motility factor receptor b
Biological process (GO): protein K48-linked ubiquitination; endoplasmic reticulum unfolded protein response; ubiquitin-dependent protein catabolic process
Cellular component (GO): endoplasmic reticulum; ubiquitin ligase complex; cytosol
Molecular function (GO): ubiquitin protein ligase activity; ubiquitin binding
Source: RefSeq, a predicted model, not a curated record